Molecule: messenger RNA, 396 nt
Organism: Vitis riparia (riverbank grape)
Lineage: Eukaryota; Viridiplantae; Streptophyta; Magnoliopsida; Vitales; Vitaceae
Product: prostatic spermine-binding protein-like
Exons: 3
Coding region: 1-396 (131 amino acids)
Source: RefSeq, a predicted model, not a curated record
AUGUUAGAGGCACCAUAUCAUGUUCCUUUAAAGGUUAAGUCAUUAAAUGAUGGCAAUGAUGAUGGUGGUGAUGUUGAUGAUGAUGAUGAUGAGAAUAAGGAUGAUGAUGAUAGUAAUUGUGAUGUUUGUAAUGAUGAUGAUGAGGAUGAGAAAGAUGAUGAUGAUUAUGAUGAGGACGAGGAUGAUGAGGAGGAAAAAAAUGAGAGAUAUAUUGGAGACGAUAUUGAUGAUGAUGAGGAAGAUCUUGAUAAUGAUAAUGAUGACAAUGAAAAUCAUAAUGAUGAAAAUGAUGGUAAUGGUCGUGGUGAUGAUGAUGAUGAGGAGGAGGAGGAGGAAGAGGAGGAGGAUGAGGAUAAGGAUAAGGAUAAGGACAAGGAUGAUGAGGAAAAAACAUGA